Messenger RNA from Pogoniulus pusillus (Red-fronted tinkerbird), 1386 nucleotides. RefSeq names its product UBA like domain containing 1 (gene UBALD1). The coding region runs from base 165 to 653 and encodes 162 amino acids. Gene Ontology annotation, molecular function: protein binding. The record is from RefSeq and is a predicted model, not a curated record. Lineage: Eukaryota; Metazoa; Chordata; Aves; Piciformes; Lybiidae. The transcript is spliced from 3 exons.
GGCGGCCGUCGGCGGGGCUCGCCGGGUGCCGUGAGUCAGUGCCCAGUAAACAUUGGCGUGAGCCGCGCCGGCUCCGCCAUGGUGGCGGCGCCGUGAGGGCGGGGGGCGGCGCGGCAGGCUGGGCGCGGCGGCGGCUGGCGGGCGGGCGGCGGGGGGCCGGGGCCAUGGACGAGCUCAAGCACCAAGUGAUGAUCAACCAGUUCGUGCUGGCGGCCGGCUGUGCCGCAGACCAGGCCAAGCAGCUGCUGCAGGCGGCCCACUGGCAGUUCGAGACUGCUCUCAGUGCUUUUUUCCAAGAAACAAACAUCCCCUACAGCCACCACCAUCAGAUGAUGUGCACUCCUGCAAACACGCCGGCCACGCCGCCCAACUUCCCCGACGCCCUCACCAUGUUCUCCCGCCUCAAGGCCUCCGAGAGCUUCAACAGCAGUAGCCCUGUGGCAUCCAUGGCGACUUCCCCACCACCCCCGGCCCCACCACUGCCCCAGCACGGGGCCUUCAACCCCACCUGGCCUGCAGCUUCACCCCCUGGCCAGCAGCAGAGCAUGUGGACUCCGGCAGCCUCAGCGCAGCCUGCGGGCUGGCCAGCCGCCGUCUCCCAGCAAGCCACAGCAGAACAGAAGGCCAACGUGACCAUGGAGGCAGAGAGAUGAGGCUGCGGCAGGGACCCCUGCAUAUAAAUAAAUACAUUUUUUUCUUUCCCCCUGCCCCCAGAGAGGAGAGGAACUCUGCUGCCAGGGUAUCUGGCAGCCACCGAGACACACGAGCAAAUAGCUGCCUUGCAUGGGUUUGGUUUGAAGUAGUUUUUACUUGUCCUCAAGCUCAACAGAGCUGCUCAGAGACAGCAGGAGGCUGCGUGGGACAUGGGACCGGUGCUGGUCUCUGCCUGAGACCCCUGCCGCUGCCAGGCUUUUGAGGAGGGAGCACCCCCUCCUCUUUUGGGACACUGGAGUUUGCAUGUGAGUGACAUUUACAGAGGAGGUCCUUUCUUCAAGGUCCCCUGGGCCACCCUACUGGGCAGAGUGGGUUGUGGCUGUUUCCCCCCCAUACCUUGGCCCCGCUUUACUGGGUGGGAGGUACACAGGCUAUGCGGAAAGAGCAAGGUCUGUGCCUGCUUGGCCAUAACCUCCACCCAGCAUGCUCCAUGCUUGCUGGUGAGCAGGGCCGGGGGAUGUCUGGCCCUUCACUAGUCGCAGCAAUGGUGGCCAGGGUGGCCCAGCUGGGCCUGCACACCCUCCUGGGGUGGGGCUUGCCCCGGGGCCGUUUGCAUGACACAGUGUAACCCUAGAGACUGGGAUCAUUUUUAACCCCUCUGUUCUUUUCUCCCGGCGGCUGAAGUCUGGUGAGACGCGCGGCAGCCGCUUGCAAUACACGCUCUGCUUUCAA